Messenger RNA from Agrilus planipennis (emerald ash borer), 3631 nucleotides. Its product is annotated as glutamate receptor ionotropic, kainate 2-like. Gene Ontology annotation, molecular function: glutamate-gated receptor activity. The record is from RefSeq and is a predicted model, not a curated record. The transcript is spliced from 17 exons. Gene Ontology annotation, cellular component: postsynaptic membrane; plasma membrane. Bases 193 to 3336 code for a protein of 1047 amino acids. Gene Ontology annotation, biological process: monoatomic ion transport. Lineage: Eukaryota; Metazoa; Arthropoda; Insecta; Coleoptera; Buprestidae.
CGCACCGUCGUCGACGCUCGCCGUCUUCAUCGGCGUCGUCGCGUAAUUUUAACACACAACGCGAACAGUAACGGCGCGGAUUGCGUGACGUCAUGAACUUGUGAAAAUUUCAAUUGUUUCCCGAAUCGAAGGCGGCCGGCUCAAGAUUCAAUUGUGGACGAAUAACAGGAUCUAGAGAAACCGAGAUGAGCCAUGCAGUUUGGCAUCUGCUGGGCCAUAUUUGGUUUCGCCCAUACAAUUCUUGCAGCACUAGCACUACCACCAAUUAUUAAAAUCGGAGCAAUAUUUACGGAAGAGGAAAGAAACGGCAGCGUCGAAAUUGCUUUCAAGUAUGCAGUCCAUAAAAUCAACAAAGAUCGAAGCCUUUUACCCAAAACAAAUCUGGUGUACGAUAUACAAUACGUCAAAAAAGACGAUAGCUUUCAUGCGUGCAAAAAAGCAUGCAGUCAAGUUCGCAUGGGUGUACAUGCCGUAUUCGGCCCCUCGGAUCCCCUUCUAGCAUCCCACAUUCAUUCAAUUUGCGACGCUCUCGACAUCCCGCACCUGGAGGUGCGCCUGGAUCCCGAAGCUGACUCCAGGGAAUUUUCAAUUAACCUCUACCCCGCACAAAAGUUGCUCAAUCUCGCCUUCCAAGAUAUUAUGAGUUUUUUAAACUGGACCAGAUUCGCGAUCAUCUACGAAGAGGAUUUCGGCUUAAUCAAACUUCGCGAGCUGGUGAAAUCAAGUCAAAGUUCGAAAAUUGAAGUAUAUCUACGACAAGCUGACGUCACCUCGUACAGAAGAGUUCUUAAGGAGAUUAAAUCCAAGGAAAUCAACAAUUUUAUAGUAGACACUAAACCGGAAAAUCUCCAGGAUUUCCUUAAAGGUAUUCUACAGCUACAGAUGAACGACUACAAGUACCAUUACCUGUUCACGACUUUCGACUUGGAAACGUUUGAUCUCGAAGACUUCAAAUAUAAUUUUGUCAACAUGACCGCGUUCCGUAUAAUCGAUACAAAGGACUUGACUGUACAAGAGAUCCUACGGGACAUGGCUCGCUUCCAGCCCCAUCACUUAAGACCGUCUUCGCUCAACUCUUCUUUUGUCAAGACAGAGGCGGCACUAAUUUACGACUCCGUGUUCGUCUUUGCCGUCGGUUUACAGACGCUUGAUCAAUCGCACACGCUCCGGAUACAGAACGCUUCGUGCGACAGGGAAGAGCCGUGGGACGGGGGACUCAGUCUCAUCAACUACAUCAAUUCGGUUGAAAUGAAAGGACUUAGCGGUCCCAUCGAAUUGAAGGAAAGUCAACGAGUUCAAUUCACCCUUGAUCUCUUGAAACUCAAGCAUCAUUCCGUCAAAAAGGUAGGCGAAUGGAGACCGAGCACCGGUCUGAAUAUCACAGACAGAGCUGCAUUUUUCGACACGGGAACAACAAAUGUGACGCUUGUUGUUACCACAAUUCUGGAGCCGCCGUACGUCAUGAUGCAUCAUGAACAAAAUUACACUGGCAACGGGCGCUUUUACGGCUUCUGCAUGGACGUGCUUGAGUUAGUUUCUAAAGAAGUAGGGUUCGAAUACUUGCUUGAACUAGUUCCCGAUAAGAAAUAUGGUGCCCAAGACCCGGAAACGGGCAACUGGAACGGAAUGGUCGCCCAACUAAUAUUGCAUGAACAGCCGUAUGUAAUGCUGAAGACUAACGCGGAGAAGACAGGUAACGGCCGCUACGAAGGCUUUUGCAUAGACCUCCUCGCCAAAAUAGCCGUCAUAGUUGGUUUCGAUUAUCGCAUUGAAUUGGUGCCUGAUGGAAAAUACGGAGUCAUCGAUUUAGAAACGGGCGAAUGGAAUGGUAUCGUCAGGCAACUAAUGGAGAAGAAAGCCGAUUUGGCGGUAGGGUCAAUGACAAUUAAUUAUGCAAGGGAAAGCGUUAUUGAUUUCACCAAACCAUUCAUGAACUUGGGAAUCAGUAUCUUGUUCAAAGUUCCAUCUAGUCAACAGGCCCGACUAUUUUCGUUCAUGAAUCCGCUCGCGAUGGACAUUUGGCUUUAUGUCUUGUCCGCAUAUCUCCUGGUUUCAGUGACCAUGUUCGUGGUUGCCCGAUUUUCACCGCACGAAUGGCACAAUCCGCAUCCGUGUCAAACAGACAAUGACAUAAUAGAAAACCAAUUCUCCCUACCAAACUCGUUUUGGUUCACUAUCGGAACUCUAAUGCAGCAAGGAUCUGACCUAAAUCCGAAGGCGACAUCGACGAGAAUUGUCGGCGGAAUAUGGUGGUUCUUUACCCUCAUUAUGAUAUCGUCGUACACCGCCAACUUGGCAGCAUUUCUAACAGUAGAACGUAUGAUCACUCCCAUCGAAAAUGCCGAAGAUUUAGCCAGUCAAACGGAAAUUACUUACGGGACUCUAGAAAGUGGAUCAACCAUGACAUUUUUCAGAGAUUCAAUGAUUGAAACUUAUAAGAAAAUGUGGCGAUUCAUGGAAAAUAAAAAGCCAUCCGUUUUUGUUCCAACCUACGAAGAAGGUAUCAAACGCGUUUUGGAGGGAAAUUACGCCUUCCUUAUGGAAUCUACUAUGUUGGACUACAUUGUACAGAGGAAUUGUAACUUGACACAAAUCGGCGGUCUCCUGGAUUCAAAAGGCUACGGAAUAGCAACUCCAAUGGGGAGCCCAUGGAGAGAUAAAAUCUCAUUGGCUAUACUAGAUUUACAGGAAAAAGGAGAGAUACAGAUGCUUUAUGACAAGUGGUGGAAAAACACUGGGGAGACCUGCUCCCGAGACGACAAGGGAAAAGAGUCUAAAGCUAAUUCGCUGGGAGUCGAUAACAUCGGCGGAGUUUUUGUCGUUCUGCUGUGCGGACUCGCCUUCGCUGUUAUCGUUGCCAUCUGCGAAUUUUGUUACAAUUCUAGGAAAGGAAACGGAUACAGCAAGAGAAAUAUGGCCCUUCUACCGCAACAGUCGCUGUGUACGGAGAUGGCCAGCGAAUUGUGUUUCGCGAUGCGAUGCAGGGCUUCGCGCCAAAGACCGGCGCUCCGAAGGCAGUGUUCCAAGUGCCUGGCGAAGAUCGCUAACCACGACGCCACCGGCGUCGGCGACGGUGCCGGUGGAGGCGUCGCGACCAACCCGAUUCUACCGCCGCCAUCAGCACCCCGGUCGUCCGCCAAGGUCCCGGCGCCAGCAACAUCGCUCGUCUUGCUACCGCACCAAUUCAACUUUUCGCCAAUUUUAGGCAAUGAAAACCGUCAAUGCUUCGAAGACCUGAAGGAAAGGCUUCAAAAACCGGAAACAAUAAAAGUGAAUAGUUCUACAAAUACGGUUGAACCUCCACCAAAGACCAAACGGGAAACACUAGUCAAUUAGAGACUGACGCAUCGUAUUAGUUGUUUUAAUUAUUAAAAGCCUUACCUCUUAAAAAUCAUUAUAGGAUAAGACGUAAAACUUUUAGCUGAUUUUCAAUAAAAUCGAACAGUAUUGACCAUUUAGAUGAAUAAGAAAUACAGUAGAACAACGAUGAGUAAAGUAAUAAAAUAUUUCUAGAUUGACAUUUUACUAUAAUACAGUAGAAUUCGUUUAUUACGAUUCCGUCUAUAUUGACCAACCGCUUAAUAUGAAGCAAUUGCAGUGUUAAGUUUGGUUUUCAUAUUAAAUUCUCUAU